AUGGCGGGCAAAAUGACCUUGUACAAGCUCGUGGUGCUGGGCGAUGGAGGUGUGGGCAAGACGGCCCUGACCAUCCAGCUCUGCCUGAACCACUUCGUUGAGACGUACGACCCCACUAUCGAGGACUCGUACCGCAAGCAGGUCCAGAUCGACGGCCAGUCGUGCAUGCUUGAAGUCCUCGACACAGCUGGCCAAGAGGAGUACAUUGCACUGCGAGACCAAUGGAUACGCGACGGCGAGGGCUUUGUCCUCGUCUACAGCAUCUCUUCACGAUCCUCGUUCGCUCGCAUACAGCGCUUCCACAGUCAGAUCCAGCGCGUCAAGGAAACCGCCAUGGCUGGCUCCCCCACCUACCCCGGCUCUCCCAUCAGUGCAUCGGCCCCCGUCUUCGGCCAGGCCCCCGUCAUGCUGGUGGGCAACAAAUGCGAUCGCGUCACCGAGCGCGAGGUGUCUACACAGGAAGGCCAGGCCCUAGCCAAGGACCUGGGUUGCGACUUUGUAGAGGCUUCAGCCAAGAACUGCGUCAACGUCGAAAAGGCCUUCUUCGACGUCGUCAGACAACUGCGUCGACAGCGACACCAAGGCUCGGGCCGCCAUUCAGACAGAACCGAGAAGACGCGUGGCCCGCGUGGGCCAGCCAACGAUCGCGUUCGAGGGAGUGGUGGUGAUCGUGGAGGCAACAACGGCCGCUCUACAAAGCGCAAGGACAAGCCCAAGUGUAUCAUAUUGUGA
Molecule: messenger RNA, 732 nt
Organism: Ascochyta rabiei
Lineage: Eukaryota; Fungi; Ascomycota; Dothideomycetes; Pleosporales; Didymellaceae
Product: RAS2 protein
Exons: 2
Coding region: 1-732 (243 amino acids)
Biological process (GO): signal transduction
Cellular component (GO): plasma membrane
Molecular function (GO): GDP binding; GTP binding; GTPase activity
Source: RefSeq, a predicted model, not a curated record